This is a messenger RNA of Aspergillus aculeatus ATCC 16872, 522 nucleotides long. Its product is annotated as PaaI family thioesterase. NCBI's taxonomy places the organism in Eukaryota, Fungi, Ascomycota, Eurotiomycetes, Eurotiales, Aspergillaceae. Bases 1 to 522 code for a protein of 173 amino acids. The transcript is spliced from 2 exons. Gene Ontology annotation, molecular function: fatty acyl-CoA hydrolase activity. The record is from RefSeq and is a predicted model, not a curated record.
AUGCCCAAGGACCUUACAAUAAUGAAUGCGCCCGAAGAGGUGAUUCAUAGCUUUGAGAACAAGGUCUUUUGGUGUUUCAAGUUCAUUGGACACCAGAAGUUGAAGAAGUUCUGGGAUGUUACUGCGGAGGAUUGCCGUCUCCGAAUCGAAUCUGUAGCCGAACGCCCGGAUGCCUCUGUGACCUACCGAUUCGUGGCGACCCAGGCGAUGUGCGGCCCUCAAAUGCAUCUCCAUGGCGGGUGUACCACUACUCUUGUCGAAAAUCUCACGAGCUUGCUGAUUGUGGCUGCCUCCACGCCGGACCGAUUCUCAGAUUCGGGCGUUAGCCGCAAUAUGCGCAUGACCUACCUGCAUCCUCUCCCGCUGGGCGCUGAGAUCCGGACAGUCUGUCGCAUAGUUCACUUGGGCAGACGUAUGGCGUUAACAAGGGCUGAAAUCUACGACGUUGGAUCUGGGAAGCUCUGUGCCAUAGGCGAGCACGAGAAGGUCAAUAUGGACCGUGAGCAAGGAGGCAAGUUGUAA